This is a messenger RNA of Bombus pyrosoma, 2568 nucleotides long. RefSeq lists its product as uncharacterized. Lineage: Eukaryota; Metazoa; Arthropoda; Insecta; Hymenoptera; Apidae. The record is from RefSeq and is a predicted model, not a curated record. The coding region runs from base 383 to 1606 and encodes 407 amino acids. The transcript is spliced from 8 exons.
CCGUCAGUGUCUCUCGCGUUCUCGCACGGAGAACAACUCCGACUCGAUCGCGUCGUCGCGUCUCGUCGCUUCUUCCUCUGUGUUUAUCCGUAUCCCAUCGGGAUCGCGCAAUACCGCGUAAUACCGCGUCGUAUCGCACGAAUAUCGAUAUCGCUUUAAAAGUGAAAAGGACGUCGAGACAGCUGAUUCCCGGGGAGAUCCAACAAUCCGACUAAAUGAGAGAUUCUCGUGGUUAGAGGGAAAACGUAGCGUCGUCCCUUUCUUCCCACCUUCCUUCUCCUUCUUCCCUGUUCUUUCUCCCUCUCCCCCUCUUGUCCUUUUUACGCCCCGUUCCCUUAAUUCCCAUCUUUCGAGAAUAUCGAUAACGUCGGCCUUGCUCGACAUGGAGACCGGACCCCGAAGGCUGCUCCUCUGCUGGAUAUACAUUCUUAGUGUGGCAGGAGCAAACGUUCAGAGCAAAGUGAGAUGCUCGGAACAGUGGAUGGAGGUUGACAUCGUAAGGAGUAGUCCGCAAGCGAGGAUAUAUCUGCAACAGAUGAAGGACUUUCCAGACGAAGCUUGCAAACCUCGGCUUAGCAACGGCGUCGCCACGUUCCGAUUACCGCUCUUAGAGCAGGACAUGUUGCGAUGCGGUAUCACUAGAGUCGUUAACAAAGUCACGGGUCAGAAGGUGUACUUUCAUCGGAUAAUAGUGGAGGAGCCGGCGGAUUCCAGCAAGCACACGUUCACCGUAAAGUGUGUUAUCACCGAAGUCGUUGUGAAACCUGGAAUCUCGAUCGCAACCAAUCACACCGCGGUUCGACGCAGCGUUCUUCCAGCAGGUUUCCAGGAACCCGACGUGAUCGACAUCAGGGGAGAGAUCUCCGAGUCGGCACCGGUACCGAUAUUGGGAGUCGGCGUCAGGCAAGGUGGCAAUCUCGUUACCGGGGAACUGAACGUUAGCCCAGGUACGCCUUUGCAGAUGGAGAUCUUCCUGGACAAUGGCUCCGCUCCCGUUUAUGGACUCUUGGUUACUUAUAUGUUGGUCACUGAUACCAAGACACAGGAGGAGACUAUUAUUAUCAAUGGCUGUUCCGUGGACCCAUAUCUGUUCGAAAAUUUCAACACGGUGGAUGGGGACUUUCUAACAGCGAAAUUCCGAGCUUUCAAGUUUCCAGAGAGUACCUACGUCCAAUUUCGUGGUACUGUUAACGUUUGUUUGGACAAAUGCCAAGGGAUCGAGUGCAGCAAUGGUCAAAUUGGAUUCGGCAGGAAGAGAAGAGCCAUCGACGUCUCAAAUACUGACAAUAACAAGCUGUUUGAAGUGACUAUGUCUGCUCUCAUUAAAGUGGAUUUCGAGGAAGACGCAGUGGUUGAUAAAGCCUUAUCCGAGUUAUACAUCAGAAGAGGAAAGAACAGGACAAAAGCCAGAGCUGUGAUCGCGGAAGAAGUGAGAGAGCAACCAGCUCCGACCACGAUUAGGACAGAGGAGAGAGCUUUCAUAGCGCAAGAGGUUAAAGAACAGUUCAAAUACAAGGUUACCGAGACGGAGAUAAACGGCUCGUCGUGUAGAACAGCGGUUGUAACUUUCGUCCUCGUUCUGUUCUGUCUCUGCAAAUUUUUGUAGGAUUCGAAGGGAACGAUCUGCAAACCGAUGAACGAUCGUUGACUGUAAAUAGAAAGCGGCUUGAGAACCGGCAGGAUUCGAGUAUAUCGUGGAUCGUGGGAUAAAAGAAUGGAUCGAAUGUUUAGCCGGAUGUUAGCAGAUAUAUUCUUUUCCUUCCUACGUAAGGAAAGACAUGCGUAUUCGUGCACGAUUGAAUGCAUAUUCGCUUUGUACGAUAUCGAAUCGAGUUGACGAACAAGAUCCCGCCCGGUUAACAUCGUUCGAGAUUUUUACCACUUUGGACAAUAUUAGGGACAAUGUUAAUGGAAAGAAUUACGGCCGUGAAAGUCUUAGAAUUGUGAUUGAUCGUUCCAGAGAUAUACAAGGAUUACCGUAUAGGAAGAAUAAUCACGAAGCUUCGAGUUUGGGUUAAUUAGCAUCUGCUCAAGAAAUUUCUCCGUUCAGCGACCGCCAAAUUUUCGCUCACCUCUUCCGUUCUCGCAAUCCGCGUUACUUCAUUUCCCAGCUGUACCCUCGCGAAUAACCGCAUAACAAUACAGCCGCUAUACUGCCAGAAGAAAAUUGGCCUUUGCGAGCGGAGAAUGCCGAGGAGACCUAGUCGCGCGACGAGAUGUAACAACGUGAUGUGACUUAAGCAACUUAGACAAUUACGAGGUAAUUAAUUGCUGCUAUAAUCUCAAUAUAAUUAUAACGGAACGCGCAAAAUGUAAAAUAACUCUUAAUAAAGCGAGAGAAUACGCGCGUGGACGCGUGCUCGUUGUUUCGCAUCCAUGAAGAGAUGUUCCCUACUUUAUAGACGCGUUAAGGAACAAAGAUAGAAGGCUAAUAAAGACGCGCAUAGAAAUAUACUUAUAUAUAUAUAUAUAUAUGUGUGUGUAUGUAUAUAUAUAUAUGUGUGGAAUGUUUAAUGAUCAUGUAUACAUGAUAACUUUGUAUAAAAAAUAUAUAUCUUUGGCCUAAAA